UGCACAGGGGGCCAGAGUCAUGGAAUGUAAAAGCAGGGAGGUGACAGGAGUUGCACUAUCUGGAUCCGUGUGGACAGAACCUGCUGCUACAGUUACAUCCCCUCCAGCAUCUUGUUUUCAAAACAAUCAAAGAAUCACAACUUUUCCAAGUCCAGGAGUGCAGUUUACGUGGUACUGAGAUUCAUGGCACAGUUUCCCUAAUCCACAAUUGCCAUGAAGUGCCAGACAGGCUGGGUAGUGUUGGAGGGCAUCUGCAGAUUCCUGGGAGUUGGCACAGCUGCAGUGCUAAUUGGUGUUGGAAUAGAAACGCUGCAACAAGGGCAAUUUCCCAGUCUAGCCUACUACCUUCUAUUUUCAGCAACAGUUGUGUCUGCCUGUGAAGGAGCAUUCUUUUUGCACCUCGUUCUCAAACUUUGCUUCAGGUUUGAGACAGAACCCCGUUUUUUUGUGUGCUUAAGUAAAACUGCACGGAUUGGAGGAUUUCAGAAAUUUGUUGGAUAUGGGCUACUAUCGGUCGCCUGCUUUUUGCAUCCUGUCUUGGUCUGGCAUGUCACUAUUCCAGGUACCAUGCUUAUUGUAACUGGUGGAGCCUAUCUUCUACUUAGUAAAAGGAAAAAGCCCAAGCCUGGGAAAGAAUGUGUGACCCAGGCAGAGUACUAUACAGAUCCUUCCACCACAGCCAUUGCCAUGACAAGAGCUGGGGACACAGAACAGACUUACAUGUUUAACAGUUCUCUAAGAGAAAAAAGAGAGUCACUGUUAACACAGAUGAGGAGCAUCCUAAAAGUAAAAAGGGAUCGCCAGCCUCCCAGGGCCACAGGCUCUAACCAGAGCCAGCAGGAUAACUCUACAGAUACAACUUCCAAAAAAAAGCAGGUGCACUUUGAAGAGAAGGUCAUCAAUAUUAUCUCAGUAGAGGGUGGUAUCCUGGAUGAUCAAGACAGUGAGCUUGAUGAGACUACUUCAGAUACUGCCCCCAUCAUACCUAUGGAGCCCAGGCCAGUUGCCAGCACACUACCUAUGACCCCAGGCCUUUUCUGAUAAUCUUCUGAUUGGUUGAGACCCCUAUGGACAAAAACACUCAGAACAGUAAGUUCUCAUCCAGCAAGUUCUCAUC
Molecule: messenger RNA, 1117 nt
Organism: Pelobates fuscus (common spadefoot toad)
Lineage: Eukaryota; Metazoa; Chordata; Amphibia; Anura; Pelobatidae
Gene: TMEM72
Product: transmembrane protein 72
Exons: 5
Coding region: 214-1041 (275 amino acids)
Source: RefSeq, a predicted model, not a curated record